AUUUAGGCAGACAUAUCAAGCUUCUGGUUUGGGGGCUGCAUUAGACUCUCUCUUUCCUACUUGUAUAUAAGUUAACCUUUCUGUCUGUAUUACAGGGACGACACCAUCGUAAAGGCGUGGUAGCGGUGAAGAUCGCCAACAUCAGCCGAGAUGAAGAGUCAGUCUGCAGGGAGCUGAAGUUUCUCCAGCAGUUCGGAGGCCACAAGAACAUCGCCUCUUACUAUGGAGCCUACUACAGGGCUCCACUCACAGAGUGCUCAUCGGAGCUCUUGGAAGUAAGACAUUAUUUACUGUAUCAUGUUCAUUCCUCUUGUGCCAAAGCAAUCUCCACUGGUAGUGAUAGAAUACAUGACCUUAAAUAAUUUCUGUAUAUUGCAGGUUGUUCUCGAGUUCUGUGGUGGAGGCUCUCUCUUCAAUCUCAUCCACAAGACCAAUGGCCAAUCCCUGAAGGAGACCUGGAUUGGCUAUGUCUGCAAGGAGGUUUUAAAGGGGCUGCACCACAUCCACAAGAACCGGGCCGUUCAUAGAGACAUCAAGAGCCUGAACAUCAUGCUCACAGAGACGGCCAAAGUGAAGAUCAUCGACUUUGGAAACAGCUGGGACCUGGACCCGCAGACUGGAUUGUGCCACGAAGCAGACGGGACUGCACAUUGGAUGGCACCCGAGGCCAUAAGGCAGAAGGGCCAGCGCCUGGCGUACGACACCAAAUGUGACAUCUGGUCGCUGGGGAUAACCGCCAUCGAAAUGGCCGAGGGAAAAGCACCAUAUGCAGAUCAAUACCCCGUGGAGCACAUUAUAAGAGAAGCCCAACCACCGAAGCUUCAAUCAAACAGAUGGUCACAACGUUUUGUGUCCUUCUUGGAGUCCUGUCUGAAGAAGGAUCCUUCGGAGAGAGGGAGUGCUGAGGAACUCCUGCAGCACCCAUUCAUCACCCAACUGCCACCUAAGAAGAUCAGGGCUGAGAUUGAAGAACAUCUCCGGACUCUGCUGAACCGGCCGGCCAAGAAAGGACUGAAGGCUCUCUGGACCCUGAAGCUGCGGCGUGCUUGUGUCUUCUGCACACAGACAUCGGCAGAACAAGAAGCAGCUCUGCAAAUGGCCCUGGAGGGCUUCUCCUGUAAUUGAUCUUGUGGCCAUUAACAUCAACAGCCCAGAAUGAGUUUCCUGAAUCACAGCCGAGGAAAAAGAAACAUCCACAGGAUCCAGUGGUGUCUGCAGCUCCACCAGCAACAUCUCCUUUCAAGCUGAUGCAGUUCAGAAAGUGCACCUACAACUACACCAACAGGGGCUUUAUCUCCUUCUGUAGCUCCAUGAUUAUAUUCUUUUCAGACUACCACAUCUCCACCAGUGGUGUCUUUGCUCCAGUUUACAUCCCUCCACCCACACACAUCUCCCCCUCACUUUCCAACUGCCACAGUUCCAUCCAUCUUCCUAUACUACAACUCCAACAUCUUGCCUUAAGCAUCUACAUUUCACAAAACCAUAGCUCCAACAUUCAUAGUCACCUCUACAGCACUAGCAGCAUUCACAUUUUCAAACACCAUAGCUCCACUAUUAGGACCUUAGUUUUCAUUAGUAUCCAAUUACCACAUCUCCACCCAAGGACUUUUCAUUUAACUUUAGCUCCACCACCAGCCCUUAUCCCAUAUUUUACCUCUACCCGCAAGCCCUGUACUUGUGCUAUUCCACCAAUAUCUUAUUAUUAUUAUAUUAUAUCAUUAUUAUAUUAUAUUAUUAUAUUAUUAUUAUAUUAUUAUUAUAUUAUUAUUAUAUUAUUUACAUAUCAUCAAGAGUUUCUCCUCUUGAAAAUAUCUUUUAAUCCUUGCCCUUCUUCCUGCACCUCCAUUGGUUCUUCCAUUCCACCAAUACCAAGACAUUUAGUCACACCACACAGCACACACUAAAAUGCUGCCCCCUACACAGAGGCUUCUCUUCUCCACUUUUUCUUUUGCCUCCCUCCCCCUGCAAUCUCCUAACACGAAUUCCUCAGUGCUUUCUCCUGUUCAAAUUCUUUCCUUUCUAAAUUCUAUCCUUUCAAGGCUUCCACUCAACAACCAGUCACAUCUCCUACUCUAAACCCUGACAUAAACUCUUAGUAGUGAUACUGACAUAAACUCAUAGUACAAGUUGAUCCAGGGACUUGUCCGAUUGCCCUUUGGGA
This is a messenger RNA of Xenopus laevis (African clawed frog), 2161 nucleotides long. Its product is annotated as traf2 and NCK-interacting protein kinase-like. The transcript is spliced from 9 exons. Lineage: Eukaryota; Metazoa; Chordata; Amphibia; Anura; Pipidae. The record is from RefSeq and is a predicted model, not a curated record. The coding region runs from base 298 to 1125 and encodes 275 amino acids.